AUCCCUUGGGAAAACAUGAAGCUUUUUCCCCGCUACCAGGCAUUGAGAUUCAUCUGGCUCCCCAAGCCAGGAAGCCGGCACUUGCACCAAGACCGCCAGCUUUGGGCACCGCUGACUCUUGCUGACUUUGAAGCCAUAAAUCGCUGUGAGAGGCCCUUGCCGGAGAACUUUAACUUUGCGGGGGAUGUGCUGGACCAGUGGGCCCAGAAGGAGAAGACAGGAGAGAGACCAGCCAACCCAGCCCUGUGGUGGGUGAAUGGCAAAGGGGGCGAAGUGAAAUGGAGCUUUGGAGAGCUGGGCACCCUGUCCCGAAAGGCUGCCACUGUGCUCACUGAGCCCUGCGGCCUGAGAAGAGGAGACCGAGUGGCCGUCAUUCUGCCCCGAAUCCCAGAGUGGUGGCUGGUCAACGUGGCUUGUAUGCGAACAGGGCUUGUCUUCAUGCCAGGAACAGUGCAGCUGACUGCCAAAGACCUGCUCUACCGGCUGCGAGCCUCCAAGGCCAAGUGCCUUGUGGCCAGUGACGAGGUGGCCCCAGCAGUGGAGUCCAUCAUGUCGGAGUGCCCCGACUUGAAGACCAAGCUCCUGGUGUCUCCCCGCAGCCGGCACGGGUGGCUCAGCUUCCAGGAGUUAUUUCACGGCGCCUCUGCGGAGCACAGCGGCGUGCGGACAGCCAGCCAGGAUCCGGUAGCCAUCUACUUCACCAGCGGGACCACGGGCUCCCCCAAGAUGGCCCAGCACUCCCAGGGCAGCCUCGGAAUCGGCCUCACCCUCUGUGGAAGGUAUUGGCUAGAUCUGAAGUCCUCAGACAUCUUGUGGAACGUGUCCGACACUGGCUGGAUCAAGGCGGCCAUCGGCAGUGUGUUUUCUCCCUGGGUUCACGGAGCCUGUGUGUUUGUGCAUCAGCUGGCCCAGUUUGACACGGACACCAUACUAGACACGCUCACCUCAUACCCCAUCACGACCCUGUGCUGCGCUCCCACUGUGUACCGGAUGCUUGUGCAGAGAGACCUGAAGAGAUACAAAUUCCAGGAGCUGCGGUACUGCCUGUCGGGAGGGGAGCCGCUCAACCCCGAGGUGGUGGAGCAGUGGAGGGGGCAAACCGGGCUGCAGCUGCACGAGGGCUAUGGACAGACGGAAGUGGGAAUACUCUGUGCCAAUCUGAAAGGACAGAAGAUAAAACCAGGCUCGAUGGGGAAGGGAGCGCCACCCAAUGAUGUCCAGAUUAUAGAUGAAAAUGGCAACAUCCUACCACCGGGCAAAGAAGGAGAAAUCGCCCUCCGUGUAAAGCCUACACGGCCCAUCUGCUUCUUCUCAGGAUAUGUGGACAAUCCGGACAAAACUGCUGCCACGACGAGAGGGAACUUUUAUGUCACUGGAGACAGAGGUGUGAUGGACAACGAUGGGUACUUCUGGUUUGUUGGCAGAGCUGAUGACGUCAUCAUAUCCUCUGGGUACCGCAUCGGGCCAUUCGAGGUGGAGAGCGCACUGCUCGAGCACCACGCCGUGGUCGAGUCGGCUGUUGUCAGCAGUCCAGACCCCAUCAGAGGAGAGGUGGUGAAAGCUUUUGUUGUCUUAUCUGCACCCUUUAAAUCAUCUGACCCGGAAAAAUUAACUCUUGAACUUCAGGAUCACGUGAAAAAAUCAACUGCUCCAUAUAAAUACCCAAGAAAGGUGGAAUUUGUUGAAUCACUACCAAAGACAAUCACUGGAAAAAUCCGACGCAACGUUUUAAGAGACCAUGAAUGGGGAAGAACAUAG
This is a messenger RNA of Molossus molossus (Pallas's mastiff bat), 1758 nucleotides long. RefSeq names its product acyl-coenzyme A synthetase ACSM4, mitochondrial-like. The coding region runs from base 16 to 1758 and encodes 580 amino acids. NCBI's taxonomy places the organism in Eukaryota, Metazoa, Chordata, Mammalia, Chiroptera, Molossidae. Gene Ontology annotation, biological process: fatty acid biosynthetic process; acyl-CoA metabolic process. The record is from RefSeq and is a predicted model, not a curated record. Gene Ontology annotation, cellular component: mitochondrial matrix. Gene Ontology annotation, molecular function: fatty acid ligase activity; fatty-acyl-CoA synthase activity. The transcript has 13 exons.